AUGUAUCAUCUUGCGACUGAGCUCUACUACUACGCCACUAGCAAAGAAGAAUACUCCGUCCUUCUUCUCGGCCUCGACAACGCCGGCAAAACCACCCUCCUCGAAAAGAUCAAAUCACUAUACCUCCCCAACGGGCCACUCCCGCCCAAAGCGGGCAGCACCAUCCCCACCGUCGGCCAGAACGUGUCGCUGAUCCCGCUCACCGCGCCCAGCAUCUACCUCAAGCUGUGGGACAUUGGCGGGCAGUCGACGCUGCGCAGCCUGUGGAAGUCGUACUACAGCUCGGCGCACGCCAUCGUGUUUGUCAUCGACUCGACGGACGUGCCGCGCAUCGAGAGCGAGGUGGUCGACGUGCUCAAGGAGGUUGUGGAGCACGAGGAGACGGAGGGCGUGCCGGUGCUUGUGCUGGCGAAUAAGCAGGACCGCGAUGAGAGUCUGGAGAUUGCGCAGCUGAAGGAGGUGGUGAAUCCGGUGAUUGUGAGCUUGGGCGCGAGGGAUAGUAGGGUGCUGCCGGUGUCGGCGUUGGAAGGGACGGGCGUGAAGGAGGCUGUGGAUUGGCUCAAGACGAGGGUCAUGUGGAACAAGGAGUCUCGGCCGCCGACGAUGCGCUGA
Morchella sextelata is the source of this 612-nucleotide messenger RNA. RefSeq lists its product as uncharacterized. Lineage: Eukaryota; Fungi; Ascomycota; Pezizomycetes; Pezizales; Morchellaceae. Gene Ontology annotation, biological process: Golgi to plasma membrane protein transport; intracellular protein transport; protein localization to organelle. Gene Ontology annotation, cellular component: Golgi apparatus. Gene Ontology annotation, molecular function: GTPase activity; GTP binding. Bases 1 to 612 code for a protein of 203 amino acids. The record is from RefSeq and is a predicted model, not a curated record. The transcript has 4 exons.